Molecule: messenger RNA, 2014 nt
Organism: Penaeus monodon (black tiger shrimp)
Lineage: Eukaryota; Metazoa; Arthropoda; Malacostraca; Decapoda; Penaeidae
Product: glutamate-gated chloride channel alpha-like
Exons: 2
Coding region: 329-772 (147 amino acids)
Biological process (GO): monoatomic ion transmembrane transport
Cellular component (GO): membrane
Molecular function (GO): monoatomic ion channel activity; transmembrane signaling receptor activity
Source: RefSeq, a predicted model, not a curated record
GUACGUUUUGGGUAAGGAAGGGAUGAGUGGGUGGGUGGGGUAUGGCGGGUCUCAAUUCUUAGUUUGUGGAUCUCGUUAUUCUUGUGGAUUUGUAUGUGUGGUUUAUAGCUAGUGUAUAAAUGCGUGUUGUUGUAAAUUAGUUUGUCAGCGGGCUUAACUUUCUUGUUUGUUUUAGUUUGUGUGUGUUAUAUGCACAAAAAAAAAAUGCUUAAUUCACUCCCGUUCACAUUCAUAUCUGCCUUUUCUCUCCUCUUUAUCUUCAUUUUCUUAUGCUUUAACAUCCUUUCAGGUUAAUUUCGAGCUCGACAGGCGUUGGACUAUAAUAGUGAUGUCAGUGUACUUUCCUACUUCAAUGUUGCUCAUCAUCGGUUACUCAACACUGUACGUCAAAGUGGCAUUGCUACAGGUUCGCCUCAUCGUGAGCCUGACAACGCUGCUGGUUCUCUACACCCUGUUCAACAACACCUCCGACGCCCUCCCUCCCACCGCCUAUAUUAAGAUGAUCGACGUCUGGUUCUUCUCGUGUAUCCUGCUCCUCUUUUACGUCAUCGUCUCACACGUGGUGGUGGAGCACUUGGGGAACCGCAACACAGAAAUCAAGUGGGUUAAGCCCUUCAGUGCAGACGGACACAAAGUCUCCGAUAUUUCAGCCGCGGUAAGACCUCUGCCGGAUCGCGUCUUGCUCUAUACGAGGUGCGCGGUCGUUCCCGUGGUCGUGGUUCUGUUCAAUCUGGUGUACUGGGCUGUCCUCUUCGGGCUGAGGGGGAAGUAGGGUGUGGGAAGGUGUUGAGAUUGGCCAGGGAUUUUUUUAUGGAAUGGUGAUGGGAGUGUGCAAGAGUAUAGGAUAAGAGGGUUUGUUUUUUGACAUUUUGCUGAUAUUAGAGAAGAAGGAAAAUUGAAAAAAAAAGUUUGAUGAGGUAGUUAAUAUACGUAACACAUAGGCUAUAAUGAAUUGAAAAAAUUAUUUGGUCGUUCCUAUCGACAUGAAAGAGGUGUUUUAAGCCAAACUCGCAUCUCUGAGAUGGCGAGAUAGUGUUCUGGGUGACUUCAAUGCGGUAUCUGGCUGUGAUCAAGCUGGUCCUCAUGACUCGGGAACUGAUACCGGCAGCCAGAAUAGACAUCUUUUCUGGGACUUUGCAAGUUCCCAGAGAUUGAGGAUUUCUGGCUCCUGGUUCUAGUGCUCUGAUCUGCAUCGUUGGGCGUGGCACAACAAUGUGAGUAAUGUGGCCUAGGAUAUCAGCCACAUCCACAUUUGCACUCGUUGGAGGAUCUUCAAGAACUGCAGGUGCCGAGGUCUGUGGUAUUGCCCAUAGUUUGGUUGUUGCAGUUCCUGUGCUGGAUCCACCCACCAGCGAGGAACCACUUUCUUAACUGAAAUUAGGGAGGCGAUAUCUAAGCUGAGAGGUGGUAAAGUAGUGCGUAUUUGUGGCAUAUCUGCUGAAUUGUUAAAGUCUGGUGGUGAACCCUUAGAGCAGGGUGCGCAAGAUGUCCUGGCUACCACCUGGAAGUCUGGUUCUGUUCCCCCCGACCUGUUGAGGGGUGUGCCAUCCCUCUUUGGGAGUGGAAGGGCGAUUGGUGGGACUGCAGCAAUCCACUACUCUGCAUACCAGGCAAGGUUCUCAAUCACAUCCUUCUGAGACGUAACAGAGAUGACCUAUUUAGGCAGCAAGGGUCGGAGCAAUCCGGAUUCACUCCUGGUAAGCUCACAACAGAGUGUAUCCUGGUACUUCGAGUCCUUGUCCUUGUGAGCUGCUACAUCAGCCUCAAGAAGGCGUUCGACGCGGCGCAUCGUGAAUCACUCUGGGGAAUUAUUAGUUUAAUAGCAAGCCUGCACUGAAGGUAAAGUGAAGUGUGGUGGGGGCAAGUCUACCUUCCUUGUGAACUCGGGAGUGAGGCACAAUAACUCACAAUGUAUGUGUUCUUGCACCAACAGCUUUCAUUACUUGCAUGCACUGGAUACUGGGCAGAGCUACUAACCAAAGCCAUUGUAGAGCAACUCUGGGCAAUAUGAAAU